This is a messenger RNA of Micropterus dolomieu (smallmouth bass), 305 nucleotides long. RefSeq names its product protein furry homolog. The record is from RefSeq and is a predicted model, not a curated record. Lineage: Eukaryota; Metazoa; Chordata; Actinopteri; Centrarchiformes; Centrarchidae. Bases 12 to 305 code for a protein of 97 amino acids. The transcript has 3 exons.
CUGUCUGCACCAUGGAAGUGCCAACUAAAUGGAGCAGGCAUAGUGUCAUUAGCUUCAUCAAGGGCCUUGCCUCUCCAGUGGGACUGAAGCCACCCCUCCCGCCCGUCAGUGGAACCUUGGGAGAGAGGAAGGGUCCUGUCAUCAUGGCGCCUGUCAACGUGGACCCCGAGAGUAAGCCGGGCGAGUUUGUCCUAAAAAGCUUGUUUGCCAACUUCACCUUGCUCUCUGAACGCAAGAUUCGCAUCAUCAUGGCCGAACCCCUGGUUACAGCAUCAUUUAGGAAUACAUUUCUGAACUAUAUCUGA